Messenger RNA from Schistosoma intercalatum, 999 nucleotides. The record is from the annotation of a GenBank genome assembly. NCBI's taxonomy places the organism in Eukaryota, Metazoa, Platyhelminthes, Trematoda, Strigeidida, Schistosomatidae.
AUGUCGAAACGCUCUGGCUUAGGUGUGAUCACUAGCGAAGAGUUAUCAAAACCUUUAAAAUUGUCAAAGCCAUCUUUGGAUAGUGAUGAAGAAGACUACAACGAUAAAGAUUGUUUCCGAUUACAUGAAGCAGAUAUAGAUGGUCAGGAAGCUACGACUCUAGAGUAUGAUGAUGAAGUUAAAAUAACUCCAUUUAACAUGAAAGAAGAGCUUGAGGAAGACGGUCACUUCGAUUCCGCUGGCACUUUCAUUUUCAAGAAACAAGUUGAUGCUCGUGAUAAUUGGUUAGAAGAUAUUAAUUGGCUAGAAGUCAAGAAAAACCAGGAAAAGAAUUCAUUGAAAGACACAUCGAUAAGCGAUGAACUCGGCGGGAAAGUGCUAAGUAAAGAGGAGAAACUCGCUUUGUACCAAGAACUCUUAUCUUAUUUACAACCUUCUGAGACCGUUCUGCGCAGUAUCAGACGUAUGGGUGCCUGUUCAGAUGCUAAGAAGUCCGCUUCAGCCAGCCAACGCUGGCUACGAAAUAAAAAUCCGAAAACUAAAACUGAGACCGGCAAUCCAGAAGGAUUAAUUCGUGUUACUGAAUUAGCUGACCAACUUGUUCAAGGCGGAGAUUUUGAUGUUUAUCAAAAAACAUUCGACGAUAUCAAAAAACUGAUAGAAUGUACAAAACAAUUCGCAGCAGAUGAUGAACUUGAAGUCCUCGGUCAGGCAUUUGAUGAAAAGCAAGCUGACGAUAAAGGUGGAAUCAAAUCAACCGAAGAACAUGAUGGUACUGACCAUGAUGGCAGUAAUAAUAAUACCUCAGUCAUGUGGCAUUUAAAACGUUCAAAUAAACCAAAUACAGAAAUUGAAGGACCAUACACAUCUGAACAAUUAAAAGUGUGGCUUCAAGAUGGAACAUUUAAUGACGAUGACAAUAUUUUAAUACGUGAAUCAACGAAGUCUGAUGGACAAUUCUAUAACAUCACACGUAUUGACUUUGAUUUGUAUGAAUGA